AUGAACAUCGUGAGCUCCGUGGGACUCAUCAUGAUCAACAAGGUCGUCAUGUCCUCCUACCGCUUCGUCUUCGCCACCACCCUAACGGGUUUCCACCUCACGUUCACUGGCCUGUUUGGUGCCCUGUGCGUGUGGCUGGGGUACCUGUCGGGGACGGCCAACAUCCCUCUGUGGGACAUUGUGUGGUUCGGCAUGCUCGCCAACCUCUCCAUUGUCGGCAUGAACCUCUCCCUCAUGUCCAACUCCGUGGGAUUUUACCAGAUAUCUAAACUGGCCAUCAUCCCAGUGACCUGUCUGUGUGAGACGCUGCUGCACGCCAAGUCCUACUCGCGGGAGGUCAAGCUGUCGGUGGUGGCGGUCAUGCUGGGCGUGGGCGUGUGCACCGUCACUGACAUUUCUGUCAACGCCUUUGGGCUCGUCACUGCCACCGUGGCGGUGGUUUCCACGUCUCUGCAGCAGAUUUUCGUGGGCGAGCUGCAGAGGAAGCACAACGUGGGGUCGUUUGACCUGCUCAGGCAGACAGCGCCCAUCCAGGCAGUCACUCUCGUGCUCAUCGGGCCCUUCCUCGACUACCUCCUCACUUCCCAGAACCUUCUUGAAUUCCCCGUCACCAGCAACGCUGCGCUCUUCAUCUUCCUCUCCUGCGCCUUUGCCAUCGGCUGCAACCUCUCCGUGUACCUGUGCAUCGGAAAGUUCUCGGCAACGUCCUUCCAGGUGCUGGGGCACAUGAAGACCGUGGUGGUGCUCAUCCUGGGGUGGACCGUCUUCAAGGACCCCUUCACCCUCAAGAACUUCAGCGGCAUGCUCAUGGCCAUUGUAGGCAUGGUUCUCUAUAGCUGGGCUGUGGAGAAGGAGAAGGGCGAGAAGGGCGGGAAGGAGGGGAAGGGCGGGAAGGAGGGGUUGCCCCUGCUGCCAAUGGCGCACUAG
Molecule: messenger RNA, 927 nt
Organism: Closterium sp. Yama58-4
Lineage: Eukaryota; Viridiplantae; Streptophyta; Zygnematophyceae; Desmidiales; Closteriaceae
Source: the annotation of a GenBank genome assembly